UCUUUCUCCAGUUUAAAAACCCCCUCCAAAAUGAUAAACCACGUCAGAAACAUCAUUCAUUCUCUCUCUCUCUCUCUCUCUCCAAUGGUAAACAACCACAUGAGAAUGGACGCAGAAGAGGAAGCACUCUUCCGCUCCUACCCAUACGCGCUCUACUUCGUUCAAAGCCCAUCAACCGUGCUCUCCCACUCCAACACCGAUCUCCGACUCACCGCCGAACUAUCCCCGCCCAACUCCCCGCCCCGAGCCGAAAACCACUCCACCGCAAACCCGGCCCACGACACGCCCCGGUUCGCUCUCUCCCGGUACUCCUCCUCUCGCGGGUCCAACAACUCGUUCUUGCACGAGAAAAAGAUCGCGUACGACGUGCACAGCCAUGAGACAGCGGGGACCGAGAGCGGGGAGAACCGUCUGAUUGUUAGAGUUGAUCGUCAUGAUCAUAUUGGCUGUGGUGAUGAGUAUGAUGAUGAGGAGGAGGAGGAGGAGGAGGAGGAAGAGGAGGAGUAUUAUGGAAGAGAAUUGGGGUGGUGGUGGUGGUGGAGAUAUUAUUUGUCAUUUGGGGCUUCUUCUUCUUUGGCUUGGAUUUGUUUGCAAGUAAUGUGGAGGGUUUUGGUAAGCUUGGGGGUUGCUUUGGUUGUUUUCUACAUUGCUACAAAGCCUCCACCUCCCAAAAUGUUUGUGAAGAUAGCAGGAAUUCGAGAAUUUGCACUUGGAGAGGGAGUGGAUAGCUCUGGUGUUGCAACUAAAGUUCUCACCUGCAACUGUUCCAUUGAUCUAUUCGUAGAGAACAAGUCUAAGCUCUUUGGCCUUCACCUCCAUCCCCCAUCUAUGGAAAUGUCCUUUGCAACUCUUCCUCUGGCAAUUUCAUAUGGACCAAAGUUAUACGCGGGGAACGAUGGCUCAACAAUGUUUCGACUAUUUGUUGGCACAAGGAAUAAGCCAAUGUAUGGUGCAGGGGCAGUUAUGCAGGACACGCUAAUUGGGAAUGGGAAGGGGCUGCCCCUAGCUCUUCACCUCAGCUUCAGAUCAAAUUUCAGGGUAGUUUGGGGACUUUUUAAGCCUAGAUUUCAUCACAGGGCAGAGUGCUCGUUGGUUCUUGAUAGGGCAUAUGAUAAGAAACAUCACACCCAAGCGUAUAGCAGCAGCUGCAUAAUGAUCACUACCUAGUCAAAUGUUUCUUUUUUUUUUGGGUCUAAAAGAUGGGUUUGAACAAGUUUCUCAGAUUGUUUAAUUGAGGGGCAAAGAAGUAAUCUUUGCAAGCUGUUUUUGAGAUGGAAUGGAAAUAUUUAUCUAUCUCAA
Molecule: messenger RNA, 1299 nt
Organism: Rhododendron vialii
Lineage: Eukaryota; Viridiplantae; Streptophyta; Magnoliopsida; Ericales; Ericaceae
Exons: 3
Coding region: 31-1167 (378 amino acids)
Source: RefSeq, a predicted model, not a curated record